CUCCCUUGCAAUCGACAGAGGGCGUGAAGAUUCAUCAAAAUGGCAGCGACCAGGCGGCUCCAAAAAGUACAAUAAUCAUUGUUCUACUUUACAACUUUACUUCUGCAAAUAUUUUAUUUAAUUAGUUUCAUAUUUGAUUUACAGACAAAACAUUUAUAAAAAAUAUAUUUUUAUAUUUAAAAGGAUUAGUCUUAUCUGUGUUUUUUUUGCCAAAUCAUCGUAACGUUGAUUCAGGCAAAAAAAAAAAAAGAAACAAAAAAGUCACAAAGUGCAUAGCAUAGGCAUAGGCGACCUACACUAAAACAACUCAGCAACUCAUUAAUAAUUACUAAUUAGUCUAGUCUAGUCAUAUCAUGUUACGUCGUUUAGACUAAAUCAUAAUUAUUUCAGAUAGGCCUAUGUGUUUUUCUGAUAUAAUUUACAUUUAUUACAGGGCCUAAAGUUAAAGGAUACUAGUAAAAGUAAAAAUGAGUAAAUCUCUUAAUGAAUGAAAUCAGAAAUAAGUCUCUAUUAACUUUAAUACUCUUUAACUAAUCAUGUCUAUGACUAACAUUAUUUUAUUGUUUGUAAAAGCAGUAACAUUUGGUAAUAAAAUUGAGUGAUUGAUGCCUAGCUUAUUUCUAAUAUAUUGAUUUAUCAAUAAAGAGAAAGGAUUAAAUUGGUACACGGCUUAUACACGGUACACACUAUUUAAACAAUUUUUUUUACUAAUUUUAUCGGUUCUCUUUUAAAAAUAAUUUAAGUUUCUUUUAAUUUUAAAACUACAAAGCCAGCCUCAGUCACUAACCAAAACUUUUCAAGUUUGGUUAUAAUCUCUUCUUAAAUUUUUUUAAAUCAGAUGUUAAGGGAUUCAAAAAUAACGAAUCACGACAAUCACGUCAUAAUUAACAGUGAUAAGAGCCAUUUCCAACAUCUUGAUAGAAUCAAAUUAACUUUUGAUUUAGUGACUUUUCACCCCAGACCCCCUGUUAUUAUGUUUUCAUUAUAAAAGUUGUGACCUCCCUAUUCUAAUGUACAGUUUUUGUGUGUGUUUUUUUUUCAUUUUCAAAUAGGUUUAGGCGCCCAAAAACAUUUUACAACUACCAUAAAUAUAAAUUCUACAUGUUUUUUUUUAUUUGAAAGUGUAAGCUCUGAAACAGGUCAACGUUACAGAUUGAUAUAUAUUUUUUAAUUCUAAAAACUGAUUAUUGAAGGAUAACCUAACAUUAGAGAGAGUUAUUAGAAAAAUACACAUUGACACUCGAGGAACGAUAACAGGAUACUUUCUGAGGGAAACUCAAGACCCACAACCAACGGGCACACUCUACAACCAACCAACUAUUAAAGACAUAUCAAAAUCAUUUAUUGAAUUAGAAGACGCAUCUCUACAAGCAGGGCUGGAAGUUAACAACCAAAAAUCAAAAUACAUGACCAUGAUAAGAGAGGAACAAACAGAUGAAACAAUUAAAAUUAGAAACCAAACUUUUGAAAAAGUAAAUCAAUUCAAAUACCCAGGAUCCUUGUUAAAAGAAAGAAACGAAUUACUAACAGAAAUAAAAGAAAGAAUAUCAGCCGGAAAUAGGCAUACUUCAGUAGUCAGAAAAUACUCAAGUGAAAACAUUACAAGAGAAACAAAGAAAACUAUUUAUAAAACUGUGAUCAGUCCAGUUGCAACAUAUGAAAGUGAAACUUCGACCCUAACAAAAACAGCAGAAAACCUAUUAAACACAUGGGAGAUGAAAGUUCUCACGAAAAUAUAUGGGCCAACAAAGGAUGAAUAUGGAUGGAGAAUACGAACCAACCAGGAAUUAUACAGUCUAUAUCAGAAUCCCACGAUAGUGGCAGAAAUAAAAAGAGGCAGGCCACACUGGGCAGGACACCUAGAGAGAAUGCCAAAUGACAGAGGAACAAAGAGGGUACAUCACCAAUACCCCAGAGGAAAAAGGCUCAAAGGCAUAUUUAGAAUUAGGUGGAUAGACGAUGUAGAAAAAGAUCUACAGCAGCUGAAAGUCCAAGCAUGGAAAAGAAAGGCAUUAGUUAGGUCUGAGUGGAAGGAAGUGGUGAGGCAGGCCAAAGCCCUACACGGGCUGUAGCGCCACAGGGAUGGAUGGAAUAUAGAAGGAAAAAAUGUGUAUAAUGCCAUCUCAGGAUAUCUCAUUUGCAUUCAUGUUGAAUUUCCAUUUGAUUCCUUCAGAUCAUAUUAGUUUAUUCAAUUUCCGACAAGAAUGUAUAUAUUUAUAUAUUUGUAAAGUAGAUUAUUUUUUAUAAAAGUUUUUGCUAAGUAAGUGCAGGGCUUGUAAAAAGGGCUCAGUUUUCUUUUUGGCACAGACAGGCUAAAAGCCCCUGUCUUUGUUGUAUGUUAGGAUAUUUAUAUUACUAUUAGUACCAAUAUGUUUCAACUGCAUACUCUAAAUGAGUUAUUUUCAAUGAGUUCUUAAUGCAUUAUUAAAUAUGUAGGCUUAGAGCUAUAUUUAUAUAUGUAUGGGGAUUAAACCAUCUUACAAAUUUUUAUUUAAAAAGAAAUAACUUAAAUUACGGUACCGGUAUUUAAAAAAAUUUCCCACUUAAUUUACAGUAACCACUCCUUUAAAAUGAUUUUUCAUAAUGACUCAGAACUCAUUUAUAAAUUGAUGAAUGUUUUCAGAUGGAUGGAUGUUCUACAUCAAAUAAAUUUUAAAAUUGAUCUUAAAUUUCAAAAGCCCCAACAAUUUUUCAUUGUAGGAAGUUUUUUUGAUGAUUUAAUAUAGCCAUUUAGGAUUUUAAAUUGCAUAUUAUUUGGAUAGAUGAGAAGUAAAAAUUUGAACAAAUUUAAGUUUCUGAUGAAAAAGUUAUGCUCUUGUUAUUCUUAUGGUCAGUUAGUGGUGUGCAACCUUCAGGUCACAACCCCAGAUGAAAUCACACUAUUUUGGCUGAUCUCUCUCUUCCCCCCCCCCACUGUAACACAUUAGAUACUUUAUCUCACAAAGUCAUGAGCCCAGUGAUGACAUUGUUUGUGGAUGGCUUACAAAAGCAACAUUUUUACACAGUGAUUUAGUAAAACAACUCAACAGGGCUCAUGGCCCUUUUAAAAGCUAGACAUCAUUACUCUAAAUCAUGUUAUAAUUAUUAGAAAAAAAGGUCUAUGGAAGCCUAAGCAGAGCAAAGAUAUUCAAUUUCAAGCCUUCUUUUCUCGAACCACUCACUUUUUUUAAACUGAUGCAAAAAAGGGCAACUGUCUGCCUGUACAAUGAGAGGUAGAAUACUUAAUAGUUCAAAACAUACAAAGGAAAUGAUGUCUUCAAUUUAAAAAUUUUCCUGCCUGGCAAUCUCACCAAACUACUCAGUGAGCACAAGCCGGGUCUGUUUUGUCAAAGACCUAUAUUGAGAUUGAUUUUUUAUAAAUAAAAUAAUAACUUUCAUAUUAUGUAUAAUCUUAAGAAUUUAAAUAAAGCAGACAUUAAUUUAAACACUUUUAAUUUUUUUAAAAUUAUUUGGGGGGGGGGGGGGGUGUUAAAAUAAUCUGUCUUUUUCAAAAUAGGAAAUGUUCAAAUUUUUUCAAGAAUUUUAUUUUAAAAUUUUUACUUUGCCCCAUAAUGUCUUAAGUUAUUAUUAAAUUAGAAAUUGUUUUUCUUUUAAUCAGGAGCUUGGAGAUCUCAAGUCACCAAAUUCAGUACUUAAGAAGUCAUUUAGAGACAUAUGUGUAGAUGAAUCUAAUAUACUCUUAUGGCAUGGACUAAUUGUUCCGGUUUGUAUUUCAAAUUUAGUGAUAUAAAAUAUACAUCUACUUAUACCUGUGUGGUACAUAUAUACAAUUUUAAGUAUGCAGAUUACUUAUAUAGACUUUUCUUCUGAAAGGUCAGUCAAGAAUUAAUGUCCAGUUCUUUUGUAAAUCAUUUUGUAAGUUGACUUUAUUUUGAUCAUUUAAAAAGUAUCAAUUUAGUUAGGCUUAAAAUGAAAUUCUUACAAAAAUUUUCAUUAAUUUUUUUCAAUAGAUCUACAAAUUUUAAUGCUGUAUUAAGCAUGUGAAAGUAAUAUUGUUUUGAUUUUAACAGGAAAAUCCCCCUUAUAACAAAGGAGCUUUCAAAAUAGAGAUAACAUUUCCAGCUGAAUAUCCAUUCAAGCCCCCCAAAGUGAUAUUCAAGACAAAAAUUUACCACCCAAAUAUUGAUGAAAAAGGUCAAGUGUGUCUGCCUAUCAUCAAUGCAGAGAACUGGAAGCCGGCUACAAAGACAGAUCAAGGUGAGGUUAUAGCAGACACAUUUAUUUCUGUAACUGUUUUAAGAAACUUAAUGUGUUAUGCAUUGGUGCAUCAGAUCGAAUCCAUCUGCAGUUUUUAGAAACUCUUAUCACAAAGUAUCCAAAUUUGUUCGAAAACUCUUCUUAUGCAUAUUAAUCACGCAUUGUUGUGCAUAAGCAAAUCACCAUGUUCUGCACAUCUCAUUUAAGUAACUUUUAAACUCGAUGCUACAAUGAUGAAAAUAAUUGCUUCUCUUGAAGUUUUUUUUUUACUUUCAUGAUAUCAAUUUGGGUUGACCUGCAAGACAGAGUCCACAUUGACAGUGGUAGUAGGCAUGUUCUUAGUUCAUCAAUGAGUCCAUUUUUAUGUUAGUGCUCUGUAUGAGACUACUUUAAAAAUGUUAAUAUUUUUUUUUACAUUUUCAGAGAUGGUCUGAAGGCCUCUUGAAAUGGCCUUGGGGGGCCAAAUUUUGCUAGUGGGGGCCAAAUUUUGCUAGUAGGGGCCAAAAUUUGCUAGUGGGUCAGACUCUUUGAGUACCCCUGCUCUAAGGCAUAGGCUAAUUAAUCUAAUUGUGCAGAGACGUUUUGUCAAUAAAUGGAUUUCAUUCGACUAUAUUAAUUAAUAUCUGAAGACAAUUUUGAACUUUUUCAGUUGUGAGCUCCCUUAUUGCCCUGAUCAAUGAUCCAGAACCAGAGCACCCACUUCGUGCAGACCUCGCAGAGGAAUACACCAAGGAUAGGAAAAAAUUUAUGAAAAAUGCAGAAGAACAUACAAAAAAAUUCAGUGAAAAGCGACCAGCAGACUAACAAUGAAUAGAUUACUUACACUCUCAAGUCCAAUAACCUGAAAAUCUUUGACAAGGACAGCAUCUUAUGUAACACGAAGUGGUGAUGAUGUACAUUCACUUGGAGCUUUCCUCAUUUUCAUAUGUUUUCCUUUUGUUUUCCUGUUUAAACCAAUCAUCCGAAACAAGUGUGACUGAUGUGCAUGUAUAAGCUCAGACCUUGACUUUAGAUGUUAAAAAUGAGGGUUAACUGUUUUUGAAAAAGAUUCAUCUUAUUUAGCUUUUUUCCUUUCUUUCAUGCAUUCAUCUGCCUAGACAAUUUGUGAUGCUGACAUUUUGUACUUGACUACUCAGGUGUAAUGUCAUAAAUAAGAAGAAUAGGUAAUAAUAUUCCAAUAUUUAUUUUAGAUAUAGAGUAAACUAUUGCUAUGUUGGCUGGUGUUUUUAGUAAAACGCUCUUAGCUCAUGUUGUAAACCUAUUCUAUUCAAAUUUGGAAUGAAAAUGUUGAAUAAUAUAUUGUGAUUUAUUGCAGUCUUAAAACACGCAUAUAAUUUUGAAGGAAGUUCAGUUCUCCUCUUGUCUCGAAUACAUUUUAUAAAUGAUCUUAAUCUUACUUAGUGUUAAUAUAUUUAUUUUCGGCAUGCAAUAGUUUAUCGCUGCCAUAACCAAGUGUUUCACAUCCGGUAUUUAUUUUAAAAAGGACUUAGAAAGAAUGAUGUGAAUUGAAAUAACUUCUAUUUUUGUGUUGGCUGACUCCACUUUGACAACAGUGUGGAACAAAUUUUGAGUUCCCUUUGAGUACCGUAUAUGAAUACAAUACAAUAUCACAAUUAUCUCACCCUUUUCCAAAUGUAGCGCUAAUGAAUGGUAGUCAUGCCUUUAACAACUACCCCUCUUUUCCAUUUGUAAUAAAUUUUAUGUGUUGUAGAUCAAAAGUGAAAAUCUUUUAAGUAUAAUUAUUAUACUUUAUUGAUAUACAGUACAGUAACUAUAAAACUGGUAAAAAAAAACUGUUUUAUAAAUUUACACUAAUUUUUUUAAAAAUUUGAUUUUCGGUAACUGACUAACUACAUUUCCACAUGUUAUGUGUAGAGAAUCACUUGUAACCUUUAACUCAUUUAAAGAGAAGAAACAGAAUAAGGAAUUCUUUUUAACAUUUAUCACAUCACAGAAACAUUCAUUGCAUUUCCUUUAAAGUUUUUAAGUAAGAAAAAAUAAUUUAUUGGUUAAAAAAAAAUCUUUUGUACAUAUUGCCUUUGACUUAUCAGCCAUAUUUUAUGUAUGAUAGGUUAUUUUCAAGUUAGGUUGUAGUUUUAUAAAUUUCAUUACCGUGGUUUGUUAACAUCAGUUUUCUAUGUACCGGUACAAAAAAGAUUUUGAAUCUAUAGUAAAAAGUCAGGAAGCAUAUUUGUACAUUAAAUUUUAAAUUUUCUAUCCCUGACUUGGGCAAACAGAAAUAAUUGCAAAUAGUAAUAGGUUGAAAAUCUCACCAGCAAAUGUAAAAAUAAAGCGAUGCCAUAUAAAAGAAGUUUAUAAUUUGUUAUUUUUGCUCAUUGAGAUUGUGGUAUUGAAAAAACACUAACAGAUGAUAGUUUCAGUUGUACAAUCUUCAAAUGAGAUGAGCAUCAAACAAUUAUUUGUCACUUGUCUGGUUCACUUCAUACAAUCAAGUGUAUGAUCCCAUGUUUGUCAUACCGAGAAUCUGCAGAGAAUGUCAUGCCAUGCUGAUAAAACCUGAUUGUUACUUUUUUCCUUGGAGCUGACUUUUUGUCUGAUGCACUGUUACUAUGAACGUGUGACUUAAACUUACUUAAAUCUGAUACCUUUCUUAAAUUUGAAUAUUAAAAAUGUUUUAGUUGGACAUAAAAAUUCAAAAAAAAUUUCUUUAAGUUUAAGGUAAUAAAACAACUCAUUGUGAAAUAAUUUUGAUGUCAGUUGUCAGCAUAGGGUUAUUCCUGACUAAUAGUAAUAGACCAACAUUUAUUUUUUGAGUCCAGUUAGACUGCUGACUCCCUCUGAUUAUCUAUUUCGCUGGUGUUGUUUAUACUGCUUCUUGGUCUUCUUUUAAAACUUGUGACUCAGAAACUUGAUAAAAUUAUUCUUUUUUUUCCCCUGCAUGCCCAUAACUUGGAAUCAUCUCUAUUUCAUUGAAAUUUUCAUUAUUUCAAAAUGAAAUAAAAAAUAGCACAGAUCCCUAAUUUUAUACUGCCAUAAAUGUUGAAUUAUAAAUUUUUUAACUAGAUUUGUCUGUAAUUUGCAAUGCUAAUAAUGAAUAUUUUUAUAACAACAUGGCUUGAAGAAAUCUCCUACUACUAAUGCUAUGCAAAAUAGAUGUCUCAACAAUAUAUUGUCAGUGUGCUAAACUAACUUGGAAAAAGAAGCAUGUGAACUUUCAAUGCUGACAUUUAUGAUUUAUACCAUGCCAAUCACUUAUGUUAACAUUUCAAGUACCAUUUGAUUUGACAAGUAGAAUUUGCACUGGCAUUUAUAAUAAGGUAGAGAUAAUAUUUUGACUGGUUAAAGGAAAAACAGUUUCAAAAAGGAGCACUAGCCGUGUUUGUGAACGCGUUUGUUUGCCAAAUUUCCAAAACCUAUGUCGUGAUUUCUGUUCGAUUUAUUUGUUCAAUAAUUUGACAUUAAACAUAAUGACUAACACAGUGAUGUGGGUAAAUUCCUUCACUGUCUAAGUUUGUAUAUUUAUUUAUGUUGUUAGUAAUUUUGUGGUAUAAUUAAACAUAAUUUUGAAAUUUAAGUUUUUGAAAUUUAAGUUCUGAAUUUUUUUAUUUUGUUUAAUCUGUAAAAAUUUUGGGGACAUUUUUUUAGAUUGACUGCACCAGGUCUAUUGCAAUAUGACAAACCAAUUUGUAAAAGUACAAAUAAAUUAAAUGACCUAUUUAAUUGUGUCAGUGUUCAUAAAUCUGUAAAAUACACAAAAAGCUCUUAUAGUAAAAAAUAAAAUUUCCUGAAAUUUUAGUCUCAAAACCUUUUUUUUGUACAUAUACAAUAAGGAAUUUUUUAAAGAGUGAAAAUUAAAAUAACCAUGAUGUUGUACAGUUCUUGUUAAAAGUCCAACAUGAUAUUAAUUAUUUUUGAAAAGCCAUGUACCGGUAUUUUACUUGUAAAAAUUAAGGUUUUUAUGAAACCUGAGUAUAUAUGUGUUGUGCGUCACAUCUAAUUAUAUUUGAGGGACAAUUUUAGGAUUUUUUUGGCAUUUCAAAUCGUAUUACUGAUGUGUCUCAUUUAGCAAUUCAUUUCUAUUUUCAACUAUUUUAAAGAUUGGUAUGAGAGUAUGGUAUAUAUAGGCUGUAAUGACCAUGAAACC
Messenger RNA from Lymnaea stagnalis (great pond snail), 8302 nucleotides. The record is from the annotation of a GenBank genome assembly. NCBI's taxonomy places the organism in Eukaryota, Metazoa, Mollusca, Gastropoda, Lymnaeidae.